CUCUGUGUGUGUGUGUGUGUGUGUGUGUGUAUCCCAAUCUGGAUGUGCAUAUUGGAUCGAUUGGGAGCUUUGUGGUCCAUGUCCUGUAAAUAUCUUGGAUUUGUUGAUCGAUCUGCUUGUACACAAGAUCGAAAACACUUUAUUUAAGAAGAUCGAUAUAUACGUAGGCGAACUUGUUAAAAUUAAUCUCAGGCAAACAUGCCUCAGUUACUUAGAAACUCGAUCUGUUAAAACCCCAGCUAGUAUAUCCAUAUACGUGCUUAAAUUAUGAUAGGUGUUCUUGUUGUUCACACGGACCAGAAGAUCGAUGAUUAACAUUUAUAUAUUUCACCAGAUCAAAAUUUUGAGAUGAUUGCCGGAGACCUUCAAAUUAAGUUGGUGUGUACUUGAUAAUAUAUAGUUGUAUUUGUUUACCAAUUCCGUUGAGGUAUAUACUUUUUUGAGCACUUGUUAAUGUUAAUUAGGGUUUUAGUACUAUUUUUGCUACUUGCUGUAAAGAUAUACAAAAUUUUUUGAAGACUUUUUUUGGAUGGAUGUAUUAUAUAGGCCAACUAGAAUUAUUAAUUGCUUUCAUUUUGUUGACUCAUACAUAUCUUGGGGGAGCGGCAUGGGCAACUUUGCAGAUCGAUCAUCAAUUUCAUAUAAAAAGAAGCAGAGCUAAUUCCAGAUGAGGAAAAAAAGAAAGAAGCAGAGUUAAUUGAAAGAUUGGUAAGAAGGGUUAUGACUGAAAUAAACAAAACUCCGAUGGGUCUCACUCCGUACCCGGUGGGACUUCAUUCCCGAGUUGAAGAGGUGAUGAAGCUGUUAGAUAUCGGAUCCAAAACCGUUCAAGUUGUCGGAGUUCAUGGCCUGGGCGGUAUUGGCAAAACAACCCUUGCCAAGGCGCUUUUUAAUAGACUUGUUGGUUAUUUUGAGCGCCACAGUUUCAUCUCAAAUGUUAGAGAAAUCUCAGCAGGACAUGAUGAGAAUGGUUUAGUAACUCUUCAAAACAUACUGGUUAGUGAUCUUUCCAAUAGGAAGAUGGAUAAAAUUAAUCAGACUACCGCUGGUAUCGCUGCCAUCAAAGUGGUUGUGAAUGAGAAGCGAGUACUUGUUGUUCUGGAUGAUGUUGAUAGCAUAGACCAACUAAGUGCUUUAGUUGGCAACGGACAAUGGUUUUAUGAAGGAAGCCGAAUUAUUGUUACGACGAGAGAUAGAGAACUCUUAACGAAUCAUCGUGUCAAUCAUAAAUUGUAUGAGGUCAGGGAGUUGGACGGGUCCGAUGCUCUAGAACUUUUCAGUCACCAUGCACUGGGAAUUAGAGAUAUACCGGCAGAUACCUUUCUGAAACUAUCUAAGGAGAUUGUGGAUCUUACUGGUGGGCUACCGUUAGCGCUUGAAGUAUUUGGCUCUAGCCUCUAUGAUAAGAGGACAGAAAAGGUAUGGAUAGAUGCUCUUCAUAAACUGAGACAGAUUCGUCCACGGGAUCUUCAGGAUGUCCUGAUGAUAAGCUACAAUGCUCUAGAUGACCAGGAGAAGUGCAUCUUUCUAGACAUUGCAUGUUUAUUUGUUAAAAUGAAGACCAAAAGAGAAGACGCAAUUGUCAUAUUGAAGGGUUGUGGUUUUGAUGGUGAGAUAGUACUUACUGUCCUCACAGCAAGAUCACUCAUUAAGAUCACUGAAGACACUACAUUAUGGAUGCAUGAUCAAGUCAGAGACAUGGGAAGACAAAUCGUUACACAAGAAAACAUUUCACAUCCUGGCAUGCGUAGUAGACUGUGGGAUCGCGAUGAAAUCAUGAAUGUUUUCAAGUAUGAUAAGGGAACACCAUCUAUACAAGGGAUUGUCCUAGACUUUGAAAUGAAAAGGAUGGUGAGUGAUAUAGGAGGUGACAGAAUUUCUUGGGACAACUUUCGGAGAAGCCCCAAUUGUACCACUGCGUUGACAUACCUAAAGGAAAGAUACAAAGCACAUCGUAAAAGCCAAGAAGAGAGAAAGGGAGAGGUUAACAUUUCCUCUACAGCUUUUGGAGCAAUGGUCAAUCUUAGGCUGCUUCAAAUGAAUAAUGUGAAUUUAGAAGGGAACUCAAAGUUUCUUCCUGCUGGAGUCAAGUGGUUACAAUGGAAAGGUUGUCCUUUGAGAUCUCUCCCUUCUGAUUUCUUGCCUCCGCAACUCGCUGUCCUUGAUCUUUCAGACAGCAAUAUCACAAGUUUGUGGGGAGGGUGCAGUAUCAUGGUAUGCUUCAAUUGUCUGACCUGCAGUGGAGACGGAAACAAGGUGGCUGAGAAAUUGAUGUUCUUGAAUCUAAGCAACUGCAUUUACCUAACUGCUAUUCCUGAUUUAUCUGGGAAUCGGGCGCUACAACAGCUUAAUCUUGAGCAUUGCAUUUCACUGAUUAAGCUUCAUGGCUCGAUUGGGAACCUGAACACAUUAGUCCACUUGAACCUUCGAGAGUGUUCAAAGCUUGUUGAACUUCCAAGUGAUGUCUCCGGCCUGAAAAAGCUCGAGUACCUAAUCCUAUCUGGUUGCUCACAGUUCAAAAAACUGCCAAACAUGGACAGCUUGGUGUCACUGAAAGAACUUCUCCUUGAUGACACUGCUAUACAGAGUCUUCCCCAAUCUAUCUUCCGGCUUACAAAACUCGAAAAGCUCAUCUUAAACCGGUGCAGUGAAUUAAAAGAGCUACCUGUGGAGAUUGGAAAGCUGUCUUCUUUGAAAGAAAUCUCGCUUAAUGGAUCUGGUUUGGAAAAACUACCUAAUUCCAUUGGCUCUUUGGCAAACCUUGAGAAAUUAAGUUUGUUCUGGUGUAAAUCACUGACCACUCUUCCCAAUUCCAUUGGGAAGCUCAAUUUCUUAGUGGAAGUUAGUACUUAUGGUACUCCACUCACAGAACUGCCUGUGACCAUUGGAUCGUUGUCAAGCUUGAAGGACUUAUCAGUUGGGCACGGUCAAUUUCUGAGCUCAUUGCCUGAUUCAGUUGGAAGACUGCGCUCUUUAGUUGUGCUAAAGAUAGAGCAGACAUCAAUCACAGACCUCCCACAGGAGAUUGGUGAAUUGAAAACACUUGAGAAACUUGAGCUGAGGAAAUGUGAAUCUCUUAGAUCAUUACCAGAGUCAAUUGGAAGCAUGAGGGCACUAACUUCUAUAAUCAUAACUGCAGCAAAUAUCACCGAGUUGCCUGAAUCCAUAGGGAGGCUGGAGAAUCUUACCAUAUUACAGCUGAACACAUGUAGACAGUUCCGCAAGCUUCCAGCAUCAAUAGAACACUUAAAAUCCUUGCACCGAUUGCAGAUGGUGAAAACUGCAGUGACAGAACUACCUGAAACCUUCGGAAUGCUUUCUAGUUUGAUGGUUUUGAGCAUGGGAAAGAAGCCUCAAAAUGGGAGACAUGCAGAAGAGAAGUUUAUACUUCCAGCUUCCUUCUCAAAUCUGUCCCUGCUGUACGAACUGGAUGCCUGUGCUUGUAAUAUAUCUGGUGAAAUUGCUGAUGAUUUCGAGAAGUUGUCAUCGCUAGAAACUUUGAAUCUGGGCCAUAAUAGUUUCUGCCGCCUUCCAGCCAGCCUGAGUGGUCUGUCCACUCUCGGAAAACUUUCAUUGCCUCACUGUAAGAAGCUCAAAUCUUUGCCACCGCUACCCUCAAGUUUGAAAGAGGUGGAUAUUGCAAACUGUACUGCAUUAGAAAGUAUAUCUGAUAUAUCAAACCUAGAGAACUUGACAGAUUUCAACCUUACAAGCUGUGAGAAAGUGAUGGAUAUUCCCGGCCUUGAAUGCUUGGAUUCCUUGGUAAGGUUGUAUAUGAGUGGCUGCAAUGCUUGCACAUCAGCUGUUAAGAGAAGACUUGCGAAAAAGAGCUACCUGAGGAAAAUACGCAAUCUUAGCAUGCCUGGAAGCAAGAUACCCGACUGGUUUUCUCAAGAAAUGGUUACAUUCUCAAAACGAGAAAACCGCCCCCUCAAAAGUGUAAUUCUCUGUGUUGUAGUCUCGCUCAACCAUCAAACACCAGACGACACAAGAGAAGAAUUUCCUGCCGUGGUAGAUAUUCAAGCACAGAUCCUCAUACUGGAUUCUCCUACUUUCACUACAACAUUGGUCUUAUCGGGAGUACCAAAUACAAAUGAAGAUCAAUUUCACUUGUGCCGGUAUCCAACUGAUCAUCCUUUGGUAUCCCAAUUGAAAGAUGGUUAUAAAAUACACGUAAUGAGGAGAGAGCCGCCACAUAGGAAAGGGGUGGAGCUGAAGAAGUGGGGGCUUUAUUUGAUUUACGAAGGUGAUGAUGACUAUGAAGGAGAUGAAGAAUCAUUAAAUGAAAGCCAGCAAUCCCUUUCAGAACAACUGGCAAAUUUCUUCAGCUCUUUUGAAUAAGGUGACUGCACCCGCACCCUUGAGAAUGGUGGAACAAACCAGUUCCUUUAUUCGUUCAUUUCGUACUUAUUUUUCUUCUUUGUGGUUUAAUUGGUUGUGAUUCACGGGUUUGAAUAUGAUAUUGUAUGUAAUUUUUAACGACUUUCCAGGCGUGAUGGCCUAGCCUCCCACUGGGUUCAAGCCAUCAAAAAAAAAAUUUGUUUGAUACUAAAUAUAUAUGCUUUUGACUACCAA
Molecule: messenger RNA, 4575 nt
Organism: Rosa chinensis
Lineage: Eukaryota; Viridiplantae; Streptophyta; Magnoliopsida; Rosales; Rosaceae
Product: disease resistance protein RPV1
Exons: 5
Coding region: 721-4341 (1206 amino acids)
Biological process (GO): defense response
Molecular function (GO): ADP binding; ATP hydrolysis activity
Source: RefSeq, a predicted model, not a curated record